AUGGCAAAGUUGGUGGUUUGGUUCUACUACUAUUUCAAGACCUCCAAGACACAGACAAACCUUAUGUUCGAAAGGAAUAUUAAAUGUCCAACUGACAAGGAGAUUAGUCUUAGAGCCUCCAGUGAACUUCAUAACAUGUCUUAUUGUCCCAUGAGCAGCAAUCCCUGGGCCAAGAGAGACGCGUGGAGAUACGAAGGCCAGUUCUCCAGAAUCAACAGAUUCAAGUCGGCCUUUCCUGGGCUUGGAAUCGCCACCGUGGCGUUUUCUGCGUACUUGGUUUACGAUAAGUUGAUCAAGAAGCCUGAGGCUGGCCAUCAUUAG
Candidozyma haemuli is the source of this 321-nucleotide messenger RNA. RefSeq lists its product as uncharacterized. Bases 1 to 321 code for a protein of 106 amino acids. NCBI's taxonomy places the organism in Eukaryota, Fungi, Ascomycota, Pichiomycetes, Serinales, Metschnikowiaceae. Gene Ontology annotation, biological process: mitochondrial respiratory chain complex I assembly; electron transport chain. The transcript is spliced from 2 exons. The record is from RefSeq and is a predicted model, not a curated record. Gene Ontology annotation, cellular component: mitochondrion.